UUCAGCUAUAUUAAUCUUUUAAAAUAAAAUUAAAAAAAAAUGGAUGUCUUAAACUCAUCUGAUCAAAACUUGACCUCUGAAGAACUGUUCAACAAAAUGCCAUCCAAAAUCCUGGUGUCCCUCAUUCUGUCCGGGCUAGCACUGAUGACAACGACCAUCAACUCCCUUGUGAUCGCUGCCAUUAUCGUGACUCGAAAGCUACACCACCCCGCCAACUACUUAAUUUGCUCCCUUGCAGUCACAGAUUUUCUUGUAGCUGUCCUGGUGAUGCCUUUCAGCAUUGUGUACAUCGUGAGAGAGAGCUGGGUUAUGGGACAAGUGGUCUGUGACAUUUGGCUAAGCGUUGACAUCACGUGCUGCACAUGCUCCAUCUUGCAUCUCUCUGCUAUAGCUCUGGAUAGGUACCGGGCAAUCACAGAUGCUGUUGAGUAUGCCAGGAAAAGGACUCCCAGGCAUGCUGGCAUUAUGAUUACCAUAGUUUGGAUUAUAUCUAUUUUUAUCUCUAUGCCUCCUCUGUUCUGGAGGCACCAAGGAACUAGCCGAGAGGAUGAGUGCAUCAUCAAACACGACCAUAUUGUUUCCACUAUUUACUCAACGUUUGGAGCUUUCUACAUCCCAUUAACAUUGAUUUUGAUCCUCUACUACAAAAUAUAUAAAGCAGCAAAGAUGUUAUACCACAAGAGACAAGCAAGUAGGAUUGCCAAGGAGGAACUGAAUGGCCAAGUCCUUUUGGAGAGUAGUGAGAAAAGCACUAGACUGGUCUCCACACCGUACAUGCUAGAGAAGUCUUUAUCUGAUCCAUCAAUGGACUUUGAUAAAAUUCACAGCACAGUGAAAAGUCCCGGGUCUGAACUGAAGCAUCAGAAAUCUUGGAGAAGACAAAAGAUCUCAGGCACAAGAGAACGCAAAGCUGCCACUACCCUGGGAUUAAUCUUGGGUGCAUUUGUAAUAUGUUGGCUUCCUUUUUUUGUAAAAGAAUUGGUUGUUAAUGUCUGUGAAAAGUGUAAAAUUUCUGAAGAAAUGUCAAAUUUUUUGACAUGGCUUGGAUAUCUCAAUUCCCUUAUAAACCCACUGAUUUAUACAGUCUUUAAUGAAGACUUCACAAAAGCAUUCCAAAAACUUGUGCGAUGUCGAUGUUAGUUUAAAGAAAGUUUAUUAUGAAAAGGUUGGGGUUCUUUUGAGGUGAAGUAACUUAAUGAUUGCUAAAUAACAAAACAUCUAAAAUUUUAGAAAGAAAUAAAUUAAAGCUGCUAAAAUGAUAAUAAUAUAAUUUAUAUUUUAAUAGCAACAUGCAUAUAAAAUGUGUUGAUUUAAAGACAUCUUUGAUCAUCAUUCUAGAGUAUGUGAGAUUAGAAAAUAAUUUAUUAUUUAUAAACAGUAUUUUGCCUAUGCAAUGUCCCUAAAAAGCUCACUGGAAAUACACACAUAUAUAUAAAAUUAAUGACAGUGAUUUUCCAGUUUAUGUCUUAAAACAAUUAGAGAAGAAUUUUCAAUUAACACAUACCUCCAUCCACAAUUUCUAUAUAAUCCUAUUGUUUUAUUAUGUGAUUCUAUUACUUUAUAGAAAAGAUAUAAUUCACCAAAAAGCACACAUUUCUCCUACCUAUUAUCCACUCUCCAUCAUACCCUGGACAAAAGGGGAGGGGGGAAGAAGCUAAGAAAGACUUAGUAUGACCCGAGGAAAUGUAAAAGUCAGAGGUUGAUAUUGUCUUUGUAUUUAGAUAGUUAAGAGUAAUCAUAAAAUGAGUUAGAUACUGCAGAAUAAUUCUGCCUACUGAACUUGUGCGUGUUUAACAUUCUUUUUGUUUAAGAUGAAUUCCUAGAAGAAUAUUUUCUUACUCAGAUAUUAUCAACAUUUGAAGUCAAAGCCUUACCCUAGUAAAAAUAACUCAGGGAGGGUCCAAGGGGAGGUGUUCUAACUUUGCCAUGUUUAAGAAUCAAAUUUAGGGUACUAAGUACUCUAGGUUACUUGCCAUAGAUAUUAUAUGCCUCUCUUUUUUUAAAUAUAAAAUAUAUUUCAUUUCCAUUAAUGUUAAUAAGCUAACUCAAACAUCUGUGGUACUUUGCACUUACACAGCUCCAUACCUUCAAUUUAAACGUUAUUUCCCUUUUAUUAGCGAGAAUGUGAUAGGAAUUCUUAGAACUGUCUACUGACUUCAAAAAAAUCUCUAGUUUUCCAAUUGGUAAAAAUGAACAGGCAAAGAUUCAUAAUAUACUAAUUACAUAUAUUGUAUAUUAUAUAUGUAUCUCCCAGUUAGUCACUCCACAAGUUCAGUGAGCCAAAGCAAUUUCAUAAGCUUAUCUUCCAUAUUUAUAUAGGGAUUUGAAAACAAAAGAACAGUGCUUCUGAGAUUUCAUUUCAUUUGAGCCAGCAAGGUCAUACACCACCUUUUAAGCCUACCAUCAACCAAAAUCAUUUGAAAAACAAUACAUUCCCUUUUAUUUUAAGUUGCUCCUUUGUGUGUAUUCUAAAUAUUCUUUUCCAGUGACAUAAUUAAGAGUACAUUACAUCAAUUUUUUAAUGUAUCAGUGACACAUUACUCUCAAUCUAACAAAUAUUUACAAAACUUUAAUUUUAUAUAAAGCAUUGAGAUGUACUAUAUAGAAGAUACAGGAAAUAAUAAAAACACUAUUUCUUCCCUUAACACAUUUACAAUCUAAAAGGUGAAACAAAAGAAAAAUGAACACUAUAAUAGAAAAGAAAAAAACAAAGAUUGACAUAGAAGUUGUUUACUUUGUUAUGGUGAUUUGAAGGAAACACUGAUCACAUCUAACUGAGAAAAAUCAGAAAAAUUUUGUAAAGAAUGUGUCUAAAAUGGAUAUUAAAUAAAUAGCAUUUGAAUAAGAGAUAUGGAAGAACAUACUUCAGGUGGUGGCAACAUAGAGAUUUCAGACUGCAUCCUGCAGUGUUUGGUGGGGCCUGAUCAUAAAAUAGCAUUUAGUCUGGCAGCUAUUUAGAACAAUGGGAGAAGAGAUUAAAAGAUAAAUUGACCAUUAUUGUGGCUGACUUUGACAGUCAUAAAAAGAAGUCUACAGUCAAUUUAGUUGCUAUCUGUCAAUGAGUGGUCACUGAUGCUUUUUAGUAGAACUAUAAGUUUUGUACAGUUCUAAAAAAAAAUCUGAAUGGAUUCGAGCAGAGAGCAUACUGGACGUAUUAACUUCUUGUUAGAAAGCAAAUCAUGAACCCAGGCAAGAGAUGAUAAAGUCCUGAACUUGAUUCUGGCAAUAGGACUUUAAAGGAAGAAACAGAUGAGAGACAGUGUGGAGGCAGAAUCUGCAGUUUAUACCAACAUGUUAAUGUGCAGGCAGAAAGACAGAAAGACGUGAGUCACUGAUAUAGCUUGUUCUCAACUGAAAAGAGGAACUCAAGACAAGGGUUCUACUGGUGAAAUGAUUUCCAUAUAGGGUACGCUAAGCACAUAGAGACACUACAGAGCUCAGAGGCACUACCUGGCAGUCUGGCCCAGGUGAAACUAACAAGUAGAUGAAAUUUAUCUACGGCUCCUGCCGCCUCUUCUCUCUAUUUCCCAGGGCUCCUGUGCUAUGUUGACAGUCCAAAGCCUGCUUGAGACCCUAUCAUUUGCUGCUUAUUUCCCUUCCCUCUUCUCACCAAAAUUUGAUUCUAUGAUUGAUUCAUUCAAAGGCCUUGCUAAAGUUAAAACAACCUGUUAAAUGAAUUUAUUUACACCCACCUCAAAAAUGUGUAUGUUUAUACUGGAGAAGUCUAACAGUCACUGCCCAUCAACCCAAAGGAACAAGUCUCAAGCAGGGUGAGGCUCAUCCAAAUACACAUACUACCCUCUGCUCUGAGAUGGGCUGAAGCUCAGAUCUGGGAAGAUAAUACUGUGAGUGACAGGGAAGGCAAAUGCUCCUUUAGAGCUCUGAGGAGAACCGAGUUUAUCAUUUGUGUAUAUGAAGCAGUUUUUUAAUCCAUGGGAGUCACAACACAUUAUAGUAUCACUUCACCUACGUGUUUUCCCCACAUGCUGAAGAUACAGAUCAUGCCAUUUCUUGUAAACUAGUAUGAGUGAUUUCUCUUUAAUAUCUUUAAAUGGUAGGUGUAGGGACUAAUAAUCUGCAAUUUGCACUUUUUAAGAAAUUUAUGAAGAACCAAUUGCGUAUAACAUGAUAUGCUUCCCUGAAUAUAUUUUUUCUCUCAGUGAAAAUUUUCCAAGUUACUAAAAGCUGCAGAUUUCCACAGAAGAAAAUAUAAUUUCACUUCUGUAACAAAUAUAACAAUAUAAUAAUGCAUAUAUUUAACUGAUAAGGUAGAAGAAAAUAAUAUAAAUAUCAUAGAAAGUGGUUAUUAUAUUGGAUAAUGAAGGUUAACUUCCUGCUACAGUUUUAAAUAUGCCCAUACCAGAGAAGUAAGUGGAGGGUUUAUUUUUGCUCUCUUCUUCUAAAUGUUUUCAAAUGAAGGAUGUGUAAAGGGCAAGGACAAAACACCAAAGAAAGGAAGUCAAAACUGCUGAAUACUCAAUUCAGUCCAAUACUCUUAUCAUUUGGCAUAGCUAUGUACAAACCAUAUUUGAAAAGCUACUUCUGUUUAUUAAAGAUGGUCUUUAUUAUAGAUCUGGAAUGAGAAUAAGGAUUGCCCACCUUGACUGUUUGUUUUGUUUCACAAUAGACCCCAGGGUCAAGUCCAUAGCAUAAACAGUUUAUCUAGGCACUGGCAGUUGAUAGGUCAGUCCUUAAGUAGGACCAAUUUCCAUUUCAAAUCUCCAAAACCUGUCUUCCUUUCCCUCUUCUGGUGAACUUGAUUCACCUCCAACCUCACCUCCACCCCCACCCCCACCCCGUGCUCUAGGGUACACAAGUUCCCUGCCUGCAGGUGAACGAAAGCUUCUUUUAGACCCACUUCCAAAUUCUUCAAUCAUUUCCAGAUUUUAUAAUUCCUUAGCAGAGCACAAUCCUCAUAUUCUCAGGCUCAAUCUUAAACUUGCCCUGUACAAAACUCUGUAUCAAGAGUUUUGUGUCAAAAAGAAAUGAAGAACUAAUUAGAAGCCAGUUACAAGGAAAUGCACUGACUUGCUCCACCAAACUUGUGAGAAUGGGAGUGAUUAUUUGCUUCCUGCUGCCAUGAUUUCCUCUACCUCAAGGAGUGAGCAGCUUCCUCAUGAAUUUAUACAAGAUUUUUUUUGACUUAUAGUUAGGAAAUCAGGUUUACUGUAUUGCAGUAGAAAGGAAACUUGAAGGAUUUUUCCUUAAUCUAUUCUAAAGUCCUUCAAAAAUAACCCUGCUCAAUUCAAAAUGUGUCCACAUUAAAUUAAUUUGUUUUGGAAAAUGUGUUUCUAACAUCCUCCUAAUAAAGAAAAUGAUUAUAUUCAGACCUUUAUUUUGCCAGAAAAUGUUCCCAUAGGCGAGCUAAUACUUCUGUCAUGAAUAAAGUAAUAUUUUCUUAUGGCAUUGUGAUCAUUUUUCAUGGCCUUGUGAAUCAGUAUGCUUUCUCUCAUUAUUUAAAUGAGGAACCUGUUGAGAGAAAUAUUUUCCAACAUUAUAAUAAAUGUCUGGUUAUUGAUAAAGCAUAUCUUCUCUGCACAAAACGUGAUAGUGCUUGAAAUCUACCUAAGAAGGGUAAAAAAUAUUUCAAAAAAUUUGCACUCCCUGAUUAGGCCGGAAAUCAUAAAAAUCUUGAGGGAAUAAAAUGUGUAUUAUUUUUAUCAACAAUAAAUCUUUUCAAACUAGCCCUUCAGUAGACUUUGUGUCUAGUCACAGUUCCAAUUUCUACCAUGGAGAGUUUCCACCCUUGCAAGAACAGUAAAAUGAACCUACUGGUUUAUGUAGACACAGCAAAGCUUGCUAUGUCUUUCUUCCUAUGUUCUUCAAUAACCUCUUCAUUACAUCAUAUUAAUAUUCCUAAAGUAUAUGUAAUUAAUAUUCAUUCCUAAGAAUUAUACUUAUUGUAUCAUUUUAUUUCAUAUAUUGCAUUAAAUACUACAUAAUUGCAUUAUAUUGCUGGGUUUGCUGCCUUAGGGUUCCCCCACCCCAACUCUAUUAUGAAAAUAAAAUUUUACUCACCCCCCAUCUCCCAUACACACACCAACAAGGACAAUUUCCCCAUUGUGUUAGUUGGCCUGGCUUGGGUUUAAGUGGAUCUGUGACCCUAAUAGAGUGUGUGUGGGUGUGUGUGUGAUUUUGUAGAUGUUAAGAAAGACUGAACUACAACAAAGAAAUGAUCUUAGCCUAGAACACUGUUGAACUUGAAGAUGAAGAAAGAAGAGAGGGAGGGUUUCAGCAAGAAGAGGAAUAAUUCAAAUUCAAAAUUUUCAAAACCAGUGUGCAGAAGUAUGCCCUGAGAGGCUGCUCAUUAAGGCAGAUUCUAAAGACUUAAGUCUGUGAGUCCCCCAUGGAGCCCCAGAAUCUGAGUUUUCAUCAGGGUUUUCCAGUUAUUCUAACAAAGGUGGAGCUUGGAGCUUUUCUAGAGACCAUUGCUUGAAACCUCCCAGCUAGCUAGUUCAGUUUUUUGUAGGAUAUAGUUAUAGUAACUGAAAAUGAAAUUUCACCACCAUUGCCCUUACUGAGUUCCAGUCCGUAUCCAGAAAACUACUUUGUCACUCUGUGAACAGUGCCUAAUGCAAAACAGAAGUAAAAAAUCAUAUCAACAUUGCUGAGUGGACUUUAAAGCACUCAGUUAAAAAAAAAAGAUUAAAAUCUGUUCUCAACAGGUAUAUUAUUUAAAUGUUGCUAGGAUAAAGAAUAAAAGCUUUUCAUCACAUACGAAACAGCAAUUUAGAGGCGUCAAGAACUCUCUAGAUUUGAAAUCAGAAAAGGCUAAAAGGGAGUGCUGAUUCUGCUAAUUAUGGACUUCAUGCUGAGCAAGUUCCAUCUGUCCUGCUUGCCUCAGAUUUGAGUUGAAAGACUGAGAAAUAUGGUGACAUAAAGCAAACACCCUUGAAAAACACCAAAGGACUACAACAUGUCAAUUAGCAUCGUUACUAUUCUCUGCGGCAGGUCUGGAAUGAGUCAGAGCACACUUGCCGUGAAACCUGGUGUUCUGGAGUGCGCACUGUCUUCUUCUGAGUCUGGAGAGAAGAGAGGAAUUGAUGGCCUCGUGCUGCUGGCUCUCCUGUGAAGCUCUGUCCUUAGCAGAGUAAUAACUCCGCACAACCCCAUCGCAAUGACAGAAAUGCCGCCGGCUGGGCCUUCACCGGCCCCUUCCUAGCUGUAUCCCUGUUACUAAAAGCCUGGCAUUGUCAAAACUUCUUUAGCUUUCUUGCAGGAUGCAAUACAAGACUUCUACCCCAUGAAAAUCAAAACUGCAAUUAUUCCAGCAUUCCUUUCUCCUAUUGAUAACAGAGGUGAUUUUCCGUAUGUUUUAGGAUUUGGGUUUUAGUUUCAUCCUUUAAAUACUAAAGGGGAAACUUUUGUUAGAAAUGAGAAUUCUCAGUUGAUGAAAACAAGACUGGAGGCCUAAUUCUAGGCUCUCUUGAGUGUAAGAAAAAGCACUACUAAUUUAUGUAAAAAUAUUUGAAUUUAAAGAAACUACUCAGUAAUAGCUUUCUGUUGCUUAUUACAUUUCCUGACUCCCUGGCUUGGCUUUUGGGGCCUUGAUAAUGAUAAUAAAAUAGACCACUCUAGAAGAUCUUGUUUCCCACUAUCCUCUCUAGCCCCAACAAAUGCUGUCUUCCCCAGUCCCCUCCCUGUCCUCACUGUCCUCACAAUGUGCCUUGCUUGUUUUUGUCUCAGUUGCUCUUUUAGCAUUGUUUCUCCUCCCACCUGAAGUGCCCUCCACCUCCUUGAUGUUUAAGCAACUUAGCCUUCAAAGCACAGAUUAAAUUCCACUUCCUCCUUGAAAUUAAAUUUGUAUUCAGUUUCAAUAUUGUGAAGACACAACAUUGUCUUCGAUAAUUCCUUAUUUGUUUUGAAUAGCACUAAUUUCUUCAUGAGCAUUUGGUUUUUAUACCAACUUAAAACAGUAAGUUACUUAAGGGGGUUGUUUAUUUCUCUGUAUUCCUUCCAUACCUAUCUCAAAGAUUUUUGAAUACUGAUCUCCUUCUCUAAGUGAGCCUGGUCCAUUUCACUGUGUCUUAGUACCUAAAAAUUGUUACAGUUGAUUUAUCUUUAUUCUUAAAAUUCAAUAAAAAACAUACAAGUGGAUUCUUGUCAAAAGGGAAAUUGAGAAGUAAUGUGUGUUUGGCUAGAAACAGAAAAGUAGUUCUUAUUUUUCAGUGAUUAGAGAAUAUCUUACUGACAAUGAAAUACAUGAAAUUCACAGAACAGUAAUUUUUUGGAAAUAUCUAUGUAUUAUAAUAACUUUGCUAUUUGGUAAUUUUACAUCAUAAACCAUAUAAGUAUGAUAUAAAAAUGCUUUAAAUUGUCUAUUUCUAAAGAUAACACUUUAACUCUUAUUCUAAAAUCAGAUAUAAAUAAAUACACUUGGUCAUAUUAAAACUCA
Molecule: messenger RNA, 8395 nt
Organism: Camelus dromedarius (Arabian camel)
Lineage: Eukaryota; Metazoa; Chordata; Mammalia; Artiodactyla; Camelidae
Gene: HTR1F
Product: 5-hydroxytryptamine receptor 1F
Exons: 1
Coding region: 40-1140 (366 amino acids)
Biological process (GO): chemical synaptic transmission; G protein-coupled receptor signaling pathway, coupled to cyclic nucleotide second messenger; adenylate cyclase-inhibiting serotonin receptor signaling pathway
Cellular component (GO): dendrite; plasma membrane
Molecular function (GO): G protein-coupled serotonin receptor activity; neurotransmitter receptor activity
Source: RefSeq, a predicted model, not a curated record